CAAAUGAAAUAAAUUACUCCUCUUCAACACUUCCACAGGAAGCCAAGCGAAAACCCGCAACAAUGGCGCGAACGCAGAGACCCCCACGUCGCUCUCUAACCCCAAUCGUGGGGAAAGAGGGGCAUGUUGUUGAUGCUAAUCCCCCAGAAUGCGAUGAAACAGGGAUGGGAGAGAAAUGUCACUCUCAGGGGGAGUAUUCGUUUGUGCUCGUUAAUCCGAAUGAAUUUGAUAGUGUUAGCAAAUCUUAUCUUCAGGCAGUAUUAUUAUUAUACAAAAGGGAACUGCCCGCAAUGGUCUAUGCUGCAAAUACUGGGAAGCAAUCAACUUUUAUGGAGAAAUGUGUAUCUAAUGGGAAAUAUUGUACAUUGCUGUUGAAAUCCACAUCUGAGGCUGAUCCAGGAACGAUCAUAGCUGCAAUUACCUACCAAAUAGUUCCUGCUGACACGCAAUAUGCUGAGAUUCCUCUUGCUGCUGUCAGUUCAGCUUACCAACACAAGGGUUUUUGUCGCAUACUAUACAUGGAACUUAGAAAAAGACUUCAAAGUGUUGGGAUCCGCACAAUAUUCUGUUGGGGAGACAAGGAAUCCGAAGGGUUUUGGUCCAAACAGGGUUUUUUGUCCAUAGCAGAAGUGGACACCAAGGGAAAAGCUCGUAGAAUACCUGUUAGAGCUGACAUUCGUAGAGCUUUAUGCUUUCCGGGUGGUUCUACCCUCAUGGUUUCACACAUUUACCAGGGAAGUUCAACGUGUUCAGCAGACAGGCCAAAGUCACGUACUCUAUUAAAGCCUGAUGUCCCUAUAUCGUAUGAACUUGCCAAAAGAACUAGUGUCGCCAGUCAAGGUUGCAAGGUUUCAAAUGCAAUUGACCAGCAGACCACUGAGAAUUUGAAUUUCCAACCUGAAGAGUUUGCAUCUUUGGUGCCCCUUGGAGGAGAAAACAAGAUUCAUGAUUCUCAGAACCAGGACGCAGUGCCUGAUUGCAAUGGUCCAGUUUUUUUUGCAGAAGUAGAGAACCGAAAGACAGCUAGUAAUGCAGAAUUAACGAAGAAUAUUGGUAAUUUAGAUGAGAUACAAUGUUCCUGUUCUACCCAGAGAGCAAAGAGAGUUUGGGAAGCAUCACUUUCUUCACUGAAGUCAAAGAAAGUAAAAGGAGUCCAUCUGCAACAUUCCCGUCCAGACUCUAUCAGAAGUUUUGUUCCUGAAAGUAAUGGAUGUGAUACCUGCUCUCAAGCAUGCUCAUUAGCCAAUUCAAAGCAUGAGAUUUUGGCUAGUGUUCCCCCUAAAAAUCCUUCAACCAGUAAAUAUACACAAAAUUUCUGUGAAGAAAUUGGAAGUGUUAAUGUGGCAUCAGAGGACCUCGUUAGCAAAGGACUUCACACGUUAGGAAAAUCAUUUAGAAUAAUGUUGAUGAAUAUUGCUGAUGAAGCUAAGAAAACUCAGCUCGUGAAGGUGAUUGAGGAACUUGGUGGCUCUCUUACAUCUGAUGGGAGUACAAGCACCCAUGUCAUAACAGGAAAAGUCCGGAAAACUCUCAAUUUCUGCACUGCUCUCUGUUCGGGAGCCUGGAUUGUCUCCCCUAGUUGGUUAAAAGAAAGCUAUCGGGAAGGCAGAUUUGUAGACGAGUUUCCAUACAUACUAAAUGAUGACGACUACACAUCCAAAUAUAGAGCCAGCCUAAAAACUGCAGUUCUCAGAGCAAAAGCUCGUCCUGGAGCUUUAUUUGAAGGGUAUGAUGUUUGCAUAUCAGCUCACGCUCAACCACCACCGAAGACUCUUUCCGUGAUAGUCAAGUCAGCCGGUGGAAAUGUUAUUAAUGGGCUGGGUAAAGUUAGUAGAGUAUCGGAAACGAUAUUUGUAGCGUGCGAGGAAGACGUGGAGGAAGCUUUAAUGGCUAUAAAAGAAGGCAUAUGGACAUUUAACAGUGAGUGGCUGAUGAGCUGUGUGAUGAGACAAGAACUAGAUAUGGAGGCCCCUCAGUUUGCUGAGUCCCUAUAAGCAUGAAGGUUGGCUUUCAGUUUUGGUCUCCAAGCCAUUUCGCCCUUGUAAAUUACUCUUUCUCACUCACUCUGAUUUGGUAGUUAAACAAUCUUUUGUUGUUCCAUCUUUAUAUAUAUAUAUAUAUAUAUAGGUUCAUUAGUAUGUAAAGAAUAAUUUUAUGGAAAGAAGAUUGCUGAAGUUUCGUGGGA
Messenger RNA from Cucurbita maxima (winter squash), 2185 nucleotides. RefSeq lists its product as uncharacterized. Gene Ontology annotation, molecular function: acyltransferase activity, transferring groups other than amino-acyl groups. Lineage: Eukaryota; Viridiplantae; Streptophyta; Magnoliopsida; Cucurbitales; Cucurbitaceae. The record is from RefSeq and is a predicted model, not a curated record. The transcript is spliced from 13 exons. The coding region runs from base 63 to 1994 and encodes 643 amino acids.